Molecule: messenger RNA, 1131 nt
Organism: Tetrahymena thermophila SB210
Lineage: Eukaryota; Ciliophora; Oligohymenophorea; Hymenostomatida; Tetrahymenidae
Exons: 3
Source: RefSeq, a predicted model, not a curated record
AUGAAAAUCCCAGAAGUCUAAAGCUCAGAAAAUACUUGCUAAAGGAUCAAGAAAUCUAUAUGGUAGCAGAAUGGAUAGUCAAUUAAAAAUGAAUCUACUGCUUAAUUUUUAGUUUAGAGAGGAAUUUUGUCUUAGAGAACAUUAAAAGUAGAUAAGACUAGGAUAUUUAGACCUAGUAACACCUUAUAUAGAAUGUAAACAAGAUCCUAAAAUUCCUGUUAAGAAAACUAAGCUCCAUAAGAUGAAAAUAAAAAAAAUUUAUCAAAGGAAAACUCAUUAAAGCAAACUUAAAAGAAUAAAGGGAAUAAAGAAAAUAUAAUUUGCGUGAUUGGUUAGCUCGAAUCCUACGAAAAGAUAAAAAUAAACUCUUCUACUAAAAUAUUUAACACAAAUAGUCAAAGAUAUGACAUAGAAAUUGAGGAUAGCGAAUAGCAACAAAAAAAAAUCAUUAAAAGCUAAGAAAAUAUUAACUAAUAAUUGAAUAGGGUUCCUCUGUAAGAGAUAAACUCUAACUGCAACAAGACCUCAUAAUAUCAAUAAAUAAAACCAAUUUAAUCUAAUAAUAUUCUUAGUAAUUUAAUGGAUGCUAGUAUGGUAAAGAUAGAGGAAGAAGACUUACAAGAUGAAAAUGAAGACGACAAGAACGAAAGAAUUUUGCAAGAGAAAUUUAACCAAAAAAACAAAACUCUAGAAAGCUCUCUAAAUACAUCUAUAGCAAGCACUAAUCUUAGCUCUUCUACAAAUUCUUUAGUGCAAAACUUAGGUAGCAAUAUUAACAAAAAGUAAAUGAGCAUCUAAAACACAGAAAAGAACGAAAAUGUUGAAAGUUCAUUUAAAAAGUCACCUCUAAUCAGUUAAUUUUAACUGAAUGAUUACUUAGAUGGAUAUAAAGUAUACAAAAAAGGUGAAAAACUCUUCACUUUUAAAAUUUUCAAAGAGGAUUUCUUAAAAAUCCCCAACUAAUUCUCCAAAGUUAUUACUCAUUCUCAAGACGAUGAUGUUAGCAGCGAUGAAGACGUUGUGAAAGGUGGAAUCAAAUUUAAUUACAAAUCUAUCUUAAAAGAGAUAUAUACUGAAGCACAAUAUUUAAAUGCCCCAUAACUUGUUUUAUCAAAUAAGCUCUUUGCUUGA